GUGGAACUUCUUUUAUGCCUUCGUUCCAGGCCAUAGAUGUGUGGAUGGGCGUUUGUACAGCCUUUGUUUUUGCGGCUCUGGUUGAAUUCACAUGUGUCAACUACCUGUGGCGACGGAACCAACGGCCUUUCCUCAAUUUCGACGCUGCCGAGCAAGCGCCCAUGAUGCAGUUGGACCUAAUCGAGAACCACGGAUCUUUGGACCAUGACAAUAUCGAGAUGAAUCAGGUCCAAUCCACUCAGAGUCUUGACAAAUCCCAUCUCCGGAUUCGGGGCAAUCACCUCCAACCGGAUCCAGAUGGACUGGGAUGCCUGGGGACGGGUCAGUGCAUCAGUCGCAGUGUCAGUCAACCCGCGAACAUGGACACAAGGUCAAUGGUUUGGACCAAAUUUCCGUCACCUCGACUUUUGCGGAGCUCGAUCGGCGUUCGCAAGAAUCGAAUGUUGGCCGUUCGGAUUGACGAGGUUUGCCGGUUCGUCUUUCCCUUGGGAUUCGCCUUGUUCAAUGCCAUGUACUGGACCUACUACAAGGAACACGAGAUCACCAACUACGAGUACUAGUAGAUAGGAGUCUUUUGCGUCCUGAAAAUCCAAUGUAAUGUAAAGUAAAAGCAUAUACUAAUACUAUAUAAAAACUCCUUCUCUGUGCACCCAACACGCCUCCAAUGACUAC
Molecule: messenger RNA, 672 nt
Organism: Tigriopus californicus
Lineage: Eukaryota; Metazoa; Arthropoda; Copepoda; Harpacticoida; Harpacticidae
Product: glycine receptor subunit beta-type 4-like
Exons: 2
Coding region: 15-560 (181 amino acids)
Biological process (GO): monoatomic ion transmembrane transport
Cellular component (GO): membrane
Molecular function (GO): monoatomic ion channel activity; transmembrane signaling receptor activity
Source: RefSeq, a predicted model, not a curated record